Messenger RNA from Arvicola amphibius (Eurasian water vole), 2095 nucleotides. RefSeq names its product tRNA methyltransferase 2 homolog B (gene Trmt2b). The transcript is spliced from 15 exons. Gene Ontology annotation, molecular function: tRNA (uracil(54)-C5)-methyltransferase activity, S-adenosyl methionine-dependent. Bases 238 to 1725 code for a protein of 495 amino acids. Gene Ontology annotation, biological process: RNA processing. The record is from RefSeq and is a predicted model, not a curated record. Lineage: Eukaryota; Metazoa; Chordata; Mammalia; Rodentia; Cricetidae.
CCCGCCCCCAGCACGGUCCGUCGGAGGCUUUAGUGGCCCCGAAGGGAGGAGUGGUGGAUUAAGGGCAGAAGGCAGAACAAAGAGCUGUACAGUCAGCUAACUACCUCCCUGCACUGUCCUUGGGAGAAAGCGUAAGCAGGUUCAUGUCACUCAGUUUUACAGAUGAAAGAAGAGGAAUGUCAGAGGAAUGACUGACGUGCUAGAAGCCAUCUAGCUGGCGUCAAGAGAAGAGUCAUAAUGCACAACCCAAGAUUACUCCUUUCCAGAGUGGGUUUCUUCUCCAAACCAGGACCACUUCCUUGGUAUGCUGCAAACUCAUCAGAUUUGUCACAGUCCUUUUUGGGCAGAGCACAUAAGGGGAAUUUCACUAAUGUGAUAAUUAAGAAGCAUCCAAGCGGACAAAAACAUCAGAAGAAACAAAGGCAUUUCGGAUCACUAGAGGACUCCUGGCAGGAGAGGCUGGCUGACGUUGUGACUCCGCUCUGGAGGCUGAGCUAUGAAGAACAGCUCAAGGUGAAAUUUGAAGCUCAGAAGACAAUUUUACAAAGACUAGAGUCUUACCUGCAGUUCCUCCAUGGAGUCCAUGGAACAGUGGCUUCACCUCAUUCGGAGGGGCUGCAUUGUCACCUCCAUCCUAUUAUACCUUCUCCCAUCAUCAAUGGCUACCGAAAUAAGUCCACCUUCUCUGUGAACCGGGGCCCCGACGGCAAUCCAAAGACUGUGGGGAACUACCUAGGAACUUGGAGAGAUGGGAAUAUCGUCUGCGUACCUUGUAGCCAUCUGAAAAACAUCCCAGAGAAACACAAUCAAGUGGCUCAGUACUAUGAAGUAUUCCUUCGACAGUCUUCAGUGGAACCCUGUCUUCUGUUUCAUGAAGGUGGACACUGGCGUGAGCUCACAGUUCGAACCAACAGCCAAGGACACACAAUGGCUAUCAUCACUUUUCAUCCCCAGGGAUUAAGUCAGGAGGAACUGCGUGUUCAGAAGGUGACCUUGAAGGACUUUUUCACUAAAGGUCCUGGAGCUGUUUGUGAACUGACUUCACUCUAUUUCCAGGAAAGUACCAUGACCCGGUGCAGCCAUCAGCAGUCCCCCUACCAGCUCCUGUUUGGGGAACCCCACAUCUUUGAAGAUCUUCUGGGUUUGAAGAUCCGCAUCUCUCCAGAUGCCUUCUUCCAGAUUAAUACCGCUGGUGCAGAACUGCUGUACCAGACCAUUGGGGAGCUGAGUGGAGUGAACUCCAGUACCAUCCUCCUUGACAUUUGCUGUGGAACGGGUGUGAUUGGCCUUUCUCUGGCUCAGCGUGCAUCCCAGGUCCUUGGCAUUGAACUGGUGGAGCAGGCUGUACAGGACGCCAGGUGGACUGCAGCCUUCAAUGGUGUCACCAACUGUGAGUUUCAUGCUGGGAGAGCAGAGAAGAUUUUGCCACAGUUGUUAAAGUCGCAGGAAGAUGAGAAGUUAACAGUUGCUGUGGUCAACCCUGCCCGUGCUGGACUGCAUUACCAAGUGGUGCAAGCCAUUCGGAACUGCAGGGCCAUCCACACUCUAGUUUUUGUUUCCUGCAAGCCCCACGGUGAAAGCACAAGAAACUUCAUUGAGCUGUGCUGUCCUCCAAACUCGGCUAAGAAGCUCCUCGGUGAACCCUUUGUCCUGAGACAAGCUGUACCCGUGGAUUUGUUUCCCCACACCCCACACUGUGAACUGGUACUCCUCUUCACUCGAUAAGGCUAGGAGACUUCAGGCUGCUAAGGCUGAAGUUUCAGGGACGUCAUCAGGUUUGGCCUGUUGCUGCAUUGGAGACAUGGAUGUGUCACCCGGGAAACCAGUCUUUGUAUCCCCAGCAAGAGUUUAGCUGGCCUCCUUUGAGGCAGAUUGAACUAUAGCUUGUCAUAUUUCUUUGGGAUUACUCAUAUUUGUGUAGCUUUGAACGCUCCAAACUCCUUGGAUUUCUUACAAAGCAGAAGGGGCUAGGGAGCCAGGCGGUGGUGGCACAUGCCUUUAAUUCCAGCACUGGGAGACCGAGGCAGGUGGAUCUCUGUAAGUUCAAGGCCAACCUGAUCCUCAGAGUGAGUUGCAGAACAGGCUCCAAAGCUUC